This is a messenger RNA of Alternaria novae-zelandiae, 648 nucleotides long. RefSeq lists its product as uncharacterized. NCBI's taxonomy places the organism in Eukaryota, Fungi, Ascomycota, Dothideomycetes, Pleosporales, Pleosporaceae. The transcript is spliced from 3 exons. The record is from RefSeq and is a predicted model, not a curated record. Gene Ontology annotation, molecular function: protein binding. Bases 1 to 648 code for a protein of 215 amino acids.
AUGGCUCAACCAGCGACAGCGGCCCGCCGCACGCUCUACAAUGACCCCACGUUCUCCGACAUCAAGAUCCGCCAGAUCUACAAAGGCCAGGUCAAGGAGUAUGUAGCUCAUAAGGCCGUACUCUGCGCCCACUCUGGGUGGUUCAUGGCAGCCCUAACCGGUCGUUUCAUGGAAGCAUCUGCGGACAUCAUCGAAGUUCACGAAGACGAUCCAGAAACUUUCCAAAGAAUGAUGGAGUUCUUCUACGACAUGGACCUCGAUGUAACAACUACACCGUCAGUUACGCCUACUGGGGUGAACAACAUCAUCAAGAACGAAAUGGUCCCCAUUAUCGAGCUUCACGGUCUUGCCGACAAGUAUGACGCCAAGAUCCUGCAGAAAGCUGCUUUAGUUGCUUUCAAGACUGGCAUCGGCGUGCUUCAUGUAGUGCCCGCCUUCGAGCCGUUAGCAAAGUUGAUAAACGCACAUUACUCGAAUUGCCCAGGAACCAUGGAUGCUAUGAGUCAAGCUAUCGUCAAGUACAUUUAUAAGAUGAGCGCCAAUCAUCUGUCGCAAGGAUUGUUCAACAAGUUAGCCGCAAAGCACAGCAAUUUUGGUGCUGACUUGUAUCUUUUGGGUCGGGCUGAUGGCAAGCUUGUAUUCAAUUGA